UUACUGGGCCCUCCCAGUCCCUGGGCGCACUUCCCGGAUCCCUCCCACGAGGGGGCGGGCUGUGGUUAAAUCUCCCGCCAGGUCGGCGGCCGGGCGCUGAUUGGCCCCAGGGCAGCGGGACCGACUCGUGAUUGGCCAGCACGCCGUGGUUUAAAGCGGGUGGCGCGGGAACCAGGGACUUACUGCGGGACCGCGGUGGAGAACCCUUGGAUCCGUGAACUUCCCGGAGGCGCCAUGAGUUGCAUUAACCUGCCCACCGUGCUGCCCGGCUCUCCCAGCAAGACCCGGGGGCAGAUCCAGGUGAUUCUCGGGCCGAUGUUCUCAGGAAAAAGCACAGAGUUGAUGAGACGUGUCCGUCGCUUCCAGGUUGCUCAAUACAAGUGCCUGGUGAUCAAGUAUGCCAAAGACACUCGCUACAGCAGCAGCUUCUGCACACACGACCGGAACACCAUGGAGGCGCUGCCCGCCUGCCUGCUCCGAGACGCGGCCCAGGAGGCCCUGGGCGUGGCUGUCAUAGGCAUCGACGAGGGGCAGUUUUUCCCUGACAUCGUGGAGUUCUGCGAGGCCAUGGCCAACGCUGGGAAGACUGUAAUUGUGGCUGCACUGGAUGGGACAUUCCAGAGGAAGCCAUUCGGGACCAUCCUCAACCUGGUGCCGCUGGCUGAGAGCGUGGUGAAGCUGACCGCGGUGUGCAUGGAGUGCUUCCGGGAAGCCGCCUAUACCAAGAGGCUCGGCACAGAGAAGGAGGUCGAGGUGAUUGGGGGAGCAGACAAGUACCACUCCGUGUGUCGGCUCUGCUACUUCAAGAAGGCCUCAGGCCAGCCUGCCGGGCCGGACAACAAAGAGAACUGCCCAGUGCCAGGAAAGCCAGGGGAGGCCGUGGCUGCCAGGAAGCUCUUUGCCCCACAGCAGAUUCUACAAUGCAGCCCCGCCAACUGAGAGGCCUGCGAGGGCCGCCCGCUCCCUUCCUGCCGCUGCUGCCCAGCGGACACUGCCCCACAUGCUGCCUGGCCACUCCAGGAGGAAGCUGGGAGGCGUGGAGGGUGACCACACCUUGGCCUUCUGGGAAGUCUUUGUGUGGCUGCCCCACCUGCCACAUACUCCCUCCUCUCCUACCCACUGGCCUGCUUAAAGCUUCCCUCUCAGCUGCUGGGACGAUCACCCAGGCUGGAGCUGGCCCCGCUUGGUGGCCUGGGAUCUAGCACACUCCCCCUCUGGGUGAGGGACAGAGCCACACGCUGUUGACAUAAGCCUGCUUCUUCCUCUCUGCGGCUUUCACUGCUGAGUUUCUGUUCUUCCUGGGAAGCCUGCACCAGCACCUUUGAGCCUUGGGCCACACUGAGGCUUAGGCCCUUCUUCCUGGGACCAGCUCCUGCCCUCCCCUGAGGAUGGCCUGGACUCACGCCCUCUUGCUUCCUUUUGGGCUCAAAGCCCUUCUUACCUCUGUUGAUGGUUUCCACAGGAACAACAGCAUCUUUCACCAAGAUGGGUGGCACCAACCUUGCUGGGACUUGGAUCCCAGGGGCUUACCUCUUCAAGUGGGGAGACAGGGCAGGGUCCAUGCCUCUGCUGUAGUGUAUGAAAUUAACUAAUUCAAAAUUCACU
Molecule: messenger RNA, 1605 nt
Organism: Chlorocebus sabaeus (green monkey)
Lineage: Eukaryota; Metazoa; Chordata; Mammalia; Primates; Cercopithecidae
Gene: TK1
Product: thymidine kinase 1
Biological process (GO): thymidine metabolic process
Molecular function (GO): ATP binding; thymidine kinase activity
Source: RefSeq, a predicted model, not a curated record